Malassezia sympodialis ATCC 42132 is the source of this 420-nucleotide messenger RNA. RefSeq lists its product as uncharacterized. The coding region runs from base 1 to 420 and encodes 139 amino acids. The transcript is spliced from 2 exons. Gene Ontology annotation, molecular function: acyl binding; acyl carrier activity. Gene Ontology annotation, biological process: fatty acid biosynthetic process. Gene Ontology annotation, cellular component: mitochondrion. Lineage: Eukaryota; Fungi; Basidiomycota; Malasseziomycetes; Malasseziales; Malasseziaceae. The record is from RefSeq and is a predicted model, not a curated record.
AUGCUGACUGCUGCUACGUCCAUGUUCCCGCGCGCUCUGCGUGCCUCGCCGAUGCUUGCCCGUGCUGCCCCGGUGAUGCGCGUGCCCCUUGCUCGCAUGCCCGCGGCCGCGCCCGUGCUGGUGCGCGGCUACGCCAGUGCGGGCGGCCCCUCGCUGGAGGAGAUCAAGGCGCGUAUCAACGAGGUGCUCAAGUCGUUUGAGAAGGUCGAUGCGGCGAAGCUCACCCCCACUGCGUCGUUCAUGGGCGACCUGGGCCUGGACAGCCUGGACUCUGUCGAGGUCGUGAUGGCCAUCGAGGAGGAGUUCAACAUCGAGAUUCCCGAUGCCGACGCCGACGCCAUCACGACGGUGCAGCAGGCCGUGGACUACAUUGCCAACACCCCCGAUGGUGUGUGUCGGAACGCUGACGCAGCCCUCUAA